Lottia gigantea (owl limpet) is the source of this 321-nucleotide messenger RNA. RefSeq lists its product as hypothetical. Lineage: Eukaryota; Metazoa; Mollusca; Gastropoda; Lottiidae. The record is from RefSeq and is a predicted model, not a curated record. The transcript is spliced from 2 exons. The annotation marks the transcript as partial. Gene Ontology annotation, cellular component: membrane.
UGUUUAUCAUUCUCAUAUCAUAUGUUUGGAGAUUCAAUGGGAACAUUAAAGGUGUAUCUUUCGGAAUUUGGAGCCGAGAAGGUGGUAUUGUGGUCUCGUUCUGGUGACCACGGCAACGAUUGGAUAAGGGAGCAAUUGGACUAUUAUCCUAAAACAUUGUAUCAGAUAAUAUUUGAAGCCGUAGCGGGGGGUUAUAGAAGUGAUGUAGCUAUUGAUGAUGUCAAAAUACGACCUGGACCAUGUUUUAGUUAUGACAGUGUGGCAGUUCAACAAGGAGGAAUUUACAGUAGAUAUCCAAGCAGAGGCUUUUCUGGACGGUGA